This is a messenger RNA of Brassica rapa (field mustard), 917 nucleotides long. Its product is annotated as peroxygenase 2. NCBI's taxonomy places the organism in Eukaryota, Viridiplantae, Streptophyta, Magnoliopsida, Brassicales, Brassicaceae. The record is from RefSeq and is a predicted model, not a curated record. Gene Ontology annotation, molecular function: monooxygenase activity; calcium ion binding.
GAGAGAGAGAGAGAGAAAAAGAGAGAGAGAGAGAGAACAAUGACGACGAUGGAGAUGAUGGAGAGGGACGCGAUGAAGACGGUGGCUCCUUGCGCUCCCGUGACUUAUCACCGGCGCGUUCGUGGUGACUUGGAUGACACACUUCCUAAACCUUAUUUGCCAAGAGCACUUCACGCACCAGAUAUGGAGCACCCGCUAGGAACACCGGGGCAUAGGCAUAAUGGCCUUAGUGUUCUUCAGCAACAUGUGGCUUUCUUCGAUUUGGAUGAUAAUGGCAUCAUUUAUCCCUCCGAAACCUUCUAUGGAUUCCGGUUACUCGGUUUUAAUUUACUUGCGUCGCUUAUCUUGGCUGCUGGUAUCCACAUAGCUCUUAGCUAUGCUACUCUCCCGGGGUGGAUACCGUCUCCAUUCUUCCCUAUAUAUAUAAACAACAUUCACAAGGCAAAGCAUGGAAGCGAUUCUAAAACAUAUGACAAUGAAGGAAGGUAUACACCAGCGAAUCUUGAGUUGAUGUUUAGCAAAUACGCGAGAACAGUGCCAGACAGAUUGAGUAUUGGAGAACUAUGGGACAUGACUGAAGGAAACCGGGAUGCCUUUGACUUUUUCGGCUGGUUAGCGAGCAAGGUGGAAUGGGGAGUAUUGUAUGCGUUAGCCAGUGACAAAGAAGGAUUCUUAUCAAAAGAAGCGGUAAGAAGGUGUUUUGAUGGGAGCUUGUUUUAUUAUUGCGUCAGGAAUUAUACCGAGAUGAGUGAGUACAGAUCGUACUACUACUGAUGAUGAUGAUGAUUUUGGUUCUUUGUAGUCUAAGGGGAACACUCAUAGACAUAAUUAUGAACUAGUUCUUUGUAAUUAAAUACUAUGUUUUAUAUAUGUUAACGUUGGUAAUAUUAUGCAUUUUUCUUAUAAGUCGUUCGAUA